UCCUCUCGCGGUUCUUGGCGCGGGGGAAGGUAGAUCCGGGCCUGUUGGUUGCCGGCCGGCGACAGUGGUUGGUUGGCUCCGUCGCCGAGGGGAGUAUGGCUCAGCGGGGCUCAACGCAGGCAGCCUUGGGGCGGACGAUGGAGGCGGAGAGGCUACAGGAGGCAGAGGCUGCCUUGGAACGGCAUCAGCAGUUGAUUGCAGGAAAAGCACAUAAAGAAGGUGGAUCUGCACGAAUGUCGCUCCUCAUCUUAAUAUCCAUCUUCUUAACAGCUGCUUCUGUUAUGUUGAUGGUAUAUAAAAACUUUCCUCAACUUAGUGAAGAGGAGAGAGAAUGUAUGAAAGUUCCUAGAGACAUGGAUGAUGCUAAAGCUUUAGGAAAAGUACUCUCUAAAUACAAGGAUACUUUCUAUGUUCAAGUAUUAGUGGCCUAUUUUACUACCUAUGUCUUCCUGCAAACAUUUGCCAUUCCUGGAUCUAUAUUUUUGAGUAUACUUUCAGGAUUUCUUUAUCCUUUUCCAUUAGCUCUAUUUCUUGUUUGUCUGUGCUCUGGACUUGGAGCUUCUUUUUGUUAUAUGCUAUCGUAUUUAGUUGGAAGACCAGUUGUAUAUAGAUAUUUAACAGAGAAAGCAGUAAAAUGGUCAAAACAGGUUGAAAGACACAGAGAACAUCUCAUUAACUACAUAAUAUUUUUGAGAAUCACUCCUUUCCUUCCUAAUUGGUUCAUCAAUAUAACUUCUCCUGUAAUAAAUGUGCCAUUAAAAGUAUUUUUUAUUGGUACUUUUCUUGGUGUUGCACCACCAUCUUUUGUAGCAAUUAAAGCUGGAACCACACUUUAUCAGCUUACUACAGCAGGUGAAGCUGUUUCCUGGAACUCAGUCUUUAUUCUUAUGGUUCUGGCAAUUCUGUCCAUUCUACCAGCAAUUUUCCAGAAUAAACUUAAACAAAAAUUUACAUAAGGAUCAACCUGGAUCUUCGUUUUCCAUUUCAUCUCAGGAUCCGCACUACUUCUGUGAUUCCUUUUCAAAUGGAUGUUAAGUAACUUAGAAAGAGGAAGCUGAAGACACACAGAAGUUUUUAGAUCUUUUGUUCAGUUAUAUUUAUGGGGGUGGGGAGACAAAAUCCACAGCUGGAAGAAAAUUUUAAGGUGAACCAUACUUUUUGAAGAAUUCUGAGGCAUUGUCCAUUUUAAUCUAUAAUAUUGAAUCUGAAUUUAUACUUUGACUGAUGCCUUUUUGAUCAUUUAAUGUGAAUAAUUUGUUUCUUCCAUCUUUUCCUCAUCACUGAUUAAUCCUAAGAAAUUACAAAUUGCACAAUGAAUUCUAUAAUCCCAAUGGAGUAAAAAGACUGCAUCAUUUGUUUAUGCAUAAAGUCUUUGUUGAACACAUGAUUAGGGGGCUUGACCAGUGUUUUUCAGAAAUUUCUGGAUCUUUGUUUUUUGCUCAUUUUUGUAAAGAGUGAUUUAAUUGUAGGAUAUUAUUUUUUGUUUUCUUGAAAUGGAGCUAAUUUAUCAUGGCACAUAAAAAUACUACUUUUAA
This is a messenger RNA of Thamnophis elegans (Western terrestrial garter snake), 1535 nucleotides long. RefSeq names its product transmembrane protein 41B (gene TMEM41B). The record is from RefSeq and is a predicted model, not a curated record. Lineage: Eukaryota; Metazoa; Chordata; Lepidosauria; Squamata; Natricidae. Gene Ontology annotation, cellular component: endoplasmic reticulum membrane. The transcript has 7 exons. Bases 96 to 956 code for a protein of 286 amino acids.